This is a messenger RNA of Kockovaella imperatae, 1241 nucleotides long. Its product is annotated as putative 60s ribosomal protein l7. Gene Ontology annotation, cellular component: cytosolic large ribosomal subunit. Gene Ontology annotation, biological process: maturation of LSU-rRNA from tricistronic rRNA transcript (SSU-rRNA, 5.8S rRNA, LSU-rRNA). Gene Ontology annotation, molecular function: structural constituent of ribosome; RNA binding. The transcript is spliced from 5 exons. NCBI's taxonomy places the organism in Eukaryota, Fungi, Basidiomycota, Tremellomycetes, Tremellales, Cuniculitremaceae. Bases 279 to 1031 code for a protein of 250 amino acids. The record is from RefSeq and is a predicted model, not a curated record.
GGUUGGUUCCCAACUUUGGGCGUUGUAUGCUGAUAAUUUCGCCAAUUUUGGCUGUGGUUAUAUCGUUUGUGGCACUUUAUGGGUGAAGAACCAUCCUGUUGACGGUGAACGGAACCAAUUUCGGCGUUUCCUUGUGAGGUUUUAAAACGCCGAGAAAUCCUACCAAAGCCUUUUGGAGAACUUGGCCAGCAAAAACGAAAAAUCCUUUCUCGUAGCAAAGCUUUCGCUGGUUUGUUCUACUCAUCCACCUCUUGAAACGACAUCGACGACGAGCAACCAUGGCUCCUUCUACGAGUGUCCCAUCGGCCGACCACGUCGCCGUCCCCGAAACUCUCCUCAAGAAGAGGAGAACCACCGAGGCUAGCCGAGAGGCUAAACUUGCCGCUGCUCAGGAGGCUCGAAAGAACCAAAAGGCCAAGCGCAAGGUCAUCUUCAAGCGUGCCGAUGAAUACGUGAAAGAGUACAUUGCUCAGGAGAAAGAGGAGGUCCGACUCAAGCGAGCCGCUCGGUCCACUGGAGACUUUUACGUUGAGGCUCAAUCAAAAGUCUACUUCGUUGUCAGGCUCAAGGGUGUCUCCAAGCUCGCCCCCAAGCCCCGCAAGAUCCUUCAGCUUCUCCGUCUUCUUCAGAUCAACAAUGGUGUCUUCAUUCGAGUGACAAAGGCCACCAAGAACAUGCUUCAACUCGUCGAACCUUACGUCACUUACGGAGAGCCCAACCUCAAGGCUAUCCGAGAGUUGAUCUACAAGCGUGGAUACGCCAAGGUUCACGGACAGAGAAUUCCAAUUACCGACAACGCCAUCAUCGAGAAGCAGCUCGGAAAAUACAACAUUCUCUGCAUGGAGGACCUCGUUCACGAGAUCGCCACCUGUGGACCCAACUUCAAACAGGCCACUUCUUUCCUCUGGGCUUUCAAGCUCUCCAACCCUACUGGCGGAUGGAGACCUAGGAAAUUCAUCACUUACGUCGAGGGAGGAGACACUGGAAACAGGGAAAAGCACAUGAGCAAGCUCAUUCACCAGAUGGUGUAAUUUGUGCAAGGAGAAUCUGCUGUCGCGAGAGAGCGGGCGGGAUGUGAUGCCACGGCGAGAGAGUGACGUUGGAGAGAGGCUUGAGAGGUCCGUACCGGGCUCAUGCUCGUAUGCGACUUCUCGCCUCGACUUGGGCAGGACCUGUGGAUAGGUAGCCAAAACCUUUUUUUCCCUUCCUUUCCUUUCUGCGCAUGUAAAUCAUUGCAAUCA